This is a messenger RNA of Drosophila innubila, 1079 nucleotides long. Its product is annotated as nucleosome assembly protein 1-like 1. Bases 64 to 930 code for a protein of 288 amino acids. The transcript is spliced from 6 exons. Lineage: Eukaryota; Metazoa; Arthropoda; Insecta; Diptera; Drosophilidae. Gene Ontology annotation, cellular component: chromatin; nucleus. The record is from RefSeq and is a predicted model, not a curated record. Gene Ontology annotation, biological process: nucleosome assembly. Gene Ontology annotation, molecular function: histone binding; chromatin binding.
GGAGAAUUAAGAAAAUUUAAAUAAUCAUUUUUGAAUAAUUAGUUAAACAUAAUAGAGCACCCAAUGGAAUCUUUGCGCUCUCCUAACGCCACUAAACUAAAGAUUGGCCUGCCCCAUCCAAUCACAAAAUCUGAUAAAAAUGACUUUACAGAGGAUGAGAAGAAAAUUAUAGGGGAGCUGAAGCAACUUUAUUUAGAGACCAUUAAUUUGGAUGUAAAAAUGCAGCGCGAAAUUUACAAUAUGGAAAAGAUAUACGAACAAAAGCACAAUGAGAUUUUUGAGAAACGCAAGAAGAUUCUCGAUGAUUUCAAGAAACAAAAUCAUGGUGACUCCACGCACAAUGAGAAUGUGUCCACCUUUUGGCUGAAGGUCCUUAAAGCCUCCUAUACUGAAUUCAUUGGCAAAGAGGAUGAGAGAAUACUGUCGCACCUUUGUGAUAUACGCACCAAGCAUUACAAUGAUGACAUUGUCAAGUUUGUGAUCGAGUUUACAUUUGAUAAGAAUGAUUAUUUCAAGAAUCGCGUUCUAACCAAGACCUACAUAUUGAACUGUGUCCCUGAUGUUGAUGAUCCGUUGGCCUACGAUGGCGCCGAGAUAGUCAAAUGUGAGGGUUGUCACAUUGAUUGGAAGCAGUCAUUGAAUCGCGAUAAGAAGGAUCAACCAUCAUUUUUUGAUUUCUUUUCGCCUCCCGCUCUACCUGACGAUCCGGAGGAUCCCAACUUUAGUGAUAUUAAUGCUAUACUACAGAAUGACUUUGAGCUGGGCUUUUAUCUAAAAGAACGCGUUAUUCCAAAGGCCGUCAUCUUCUUUACUGGAGAAAUAGCAGAUUGCCAGAGCACAGAUGGUUCAGAUACAGAGUCCGAAAGCGAUGACGAAUCGGAUGUAGAGGGGGGCGAGGAGGAGUCCUCGACCAAUGAAAACGACAAGUAACCCAAAAUACACAUAGCAUAUGAGAAAUAAUACAAGUCAUCUGAGUUUUCGACACAUUUUCAAGUUCUAAUUGCAUUUAAGUGGAAAACGAAAUUGAACAAUUGUUUAUUCAACUCACACAACGGCUACCAAAUAAACAUUUCAUCCAA